UGAGGUUAUACAAAUAACAUGUUGAGUCCCGGAAGAACAAUAUCGAACAAAUUCCUUGUCGCUGUUAACAUUGUUUGAACAAUCAUAAUUUAAAUUGUGGAAAUAAGUACUUGAUUUUCAAAAAACAUUGGUGUUGAUGAUAUGAUCGUGAUAAGAAAUGAAAUCAGUACUUGUUCUAAGUAUAACUCAGAUUCUUUUAGUGGAUAUGUUGCAGUCAUUAGCAAUCAUGCAUGUUUGUCCAGAAAGAGCUCUAUGGAGAAGGAGGGCAGAAGUGUUUUGUGCAAAUAAAACGCAAUAUCAUUGUUUAUUCGAUACAUUUCACAGACAAUAUAGUGAAUACUGUUUAUCUUCAAAACCAUACAAAUCAGGUUUACGCAUAGUUUACAGCGGAAAUUUGCAUGCCGAAGACUGUCAGAAUCCUCGAUAUUCACCUAGCCCAGUUUUGUCUAACGAUAGCGCUGAAUGUAAUUUGCUAAAGUCUAAUUGUAAAGAAGAAGGCCAAGUUAUUGCUGAUAAUGCAACAUCAAAUACAGACAGAACAUGUCGCUGUGAUUAUACCAAAGGAUACAACUAUAUAAUAAAACCAAUAGAUCCUUGUAAAUGUUCGCCUGUGAAAGAGGAUUGUUCAUGUUAUUCCAACACCUGUCCAGUAGGUUAUACACUUAACCAAGAUUAUCAUUGUGUAAACAGAACUUUGAAGACAUUUAACUGUCCACUUUUAGAAAAGUCAAGGUAUGGUGUAUUAUCAUCUAGUAACUCUUCUCCAGAAGAAUUCGAUUUGAAUGAAACCGGACCUUUGAUGAACCGACAUACACAUUUGACGUACUAUAUUCCUUUAUGUCUGAUGCUGUCAGUUACAGUUACAAUUUUUGUAUUUGCGUUAUGGUGUAGAAACAGAAUGGAAUAUUCAGCAUGUUUCCGUAUUGAUAUGAAAAAAAGAACACUUUCAAAGCAGAGGGAAAACAGGGACAAGCUUAAAACAAUGACAGAUAUAUUUCGCCAAAUAACAGAUAUGCAGUGUAUGCAAAACUAUCAGCCGACAAAACAAAUAAAUGACAUGGAAACUGAACUUAAAGGCAGAAGUCAGAGUACUUUGCUUAUUCUUGAAGGUUUCUCGGGUUCAGGCAAGACACAAGCAGUAUAUUAUUUUUGUUCUAAGAUGAGAUACAGCUAUUCAGUGAUCGCCAAAAUUAAUGCAAGAGAUAACAAAUCAUUCAUAGAUUCACUAAAAAAUCUUGCAACCAACUUAAGAUUAAGUAUUCAAAAUCAGGAUGAAAACUUUUGUGAACUACUGUGCACUCACAUUGGAAACUUCUUAAACCACGAUCGCCGUCGUGGGUGUUCGUAUUUGUUUUUUAUUGACAACGUGAUGGAAAUAAAUGAUCAUGAUCCGCUUUCCCAUGUUUUCUCCCUGAAAGAUAAGGUUAAAGGACUCCAUAUCAUUGUUGCAACAGUAAAUUCAAAGAUACACACGCAUUUUAAAACGGCACCAGUAGUUACGUUCAAUGGAAUGGAGACUAACGAAAUUUUAGAUCUGUUUAAAAAUAACCAAUCAGUUGAAGUAUCAAACAGCGAAAUCAAAGAUUUAAUUAGGGUUAUUGGCAAUAUUCCUCUGGUCGUUGAUAGUGCAAAACAGUACAUAUUAAGACGAGAGCAUACGAUCAAGAAUUAUAUAGAGAUAUUUAAAGAUUUAACGGGAAUACAUGCCAAAGAAAAGUUUAUAGCACAUGAAAUGAAUAAUCGCAAAAGUAUUAUAAAGUCUCAACUGCUACCUUUAAAACACAUUGAGGAGCAUUUGCACGAACUAAAACAAGGUGAUCUAUGGGAUAUAGUGGGAUAUCUACCAUAUUUGCAAUACAGCUCCGUAUCAAAGGAAGUAUUGGAAGCUUGUUAUUAUCAUUCAUGUCCCACAAAAGACAAUGAGUCUUUAGGAAAAGUGAAAAUAGAUAUACUAAUGGACCAAUUUGCAAACUUUUCAGUUUGUCAUUCCGAAAAGAAACCAGUACGACGAAUGAUUGAUAUUGAUGAAAAGUUUGCCGAAAGUAGUUUUUCUUACGAUAUUCUAACAUUUCAUGAAUUGACGAUGUGCGUUUUAAAUUUAAUUGAUAAUGAAAAAGAAGCAGAUGAAAAAUCGACGAGAAGGAAAAGACAAUUAAGGAUUUACUUUCUUUUGAAAAUGUUUUGCUUUGAAAUAGACAUAGAUGCAAGAACAGAUGUUACACUUGAUAGAAAUAUUCAGUUUCUACCACAUGCAGAAAAACUACUGAAUGAACUUGAGUUGCCUGAUGAAAAUAAAGAUUCACCGGAAGUCAAGUUCUACCUUUCAUAUCUUCACUGUGCAAUAGGGUCAACUCUAUUAUAUCAGAGGAAUGAUGUGGAAUCUGCUCAUAAAUAUUUAUUAAAAUCAAGAAGCUUAUGUCUUGAACUUGUAAUGAACAAAACAGAUUUUCUUGUGCAUGAACCACCUACCGAGAAUGAUAUACAACAAGUUUUAGAUACAGCAUUUUUACUAAAAUUCAAUCAGAAUUUUGUUUUGGAGUUUGUCAAAAGCAAAAGAAGAAGUGAGAGUGAAAAAGAUGUUAUCUGUGAUGAAUUAGAUGACAUGAAGCUUUUCAAAAAAGAGGCGGAAAAAACCAAGGAAGAAUUCAAAUACCACUAUUUGAAUAUUGAUGGUCUUUAUGAAAAGUUAUUAAAAAAAAAACUUGCACUUUCGGUAAAAGAUAUCUCUGAAACGUUUGUUUAUGAACUCGUCCAACGCAUUUUACAUAACAAUAGUAGAGCAUGGAAUGAACUACGAUAUAUAACAACAGAUGAAGCUACAGAAACGCUAAGGAAAGCAUCUCACUCUGAGGUGGUAUUUUCAAACAGUCUUUGUAGAUUAAUGAAAAAGAAAUAUAAAUUCAAAAACGUUUUUGUAUGCUUAGAGAGUGACAGGAGUGGCAGGAUGUUGGAACGCUGGACCCAGGAUACCAAUCCAUCAUACGAGGUUGAUGACGAUAUUGCUUUCUAUGAAGCUAUGAUACAGAAGAAAUCAAAUAAUUACUUUGACUUUGGAAUACUCAAACUAUCUCCAAGGGUAAAUGAUCGACACAUCGCUAUGUGCAAGAGAAUCUUAUUGUGGUUUUUAGAACUAAGAUUUACAAAUCAGGAAAAAGCUAAUGCAGGAACUACAUUUGAAUAUGGUAAGACGUUUGUGGAAGAACUGCAAGCUCAAAUAAAUCAAAUGCAAACUCAAAAAUACACAUGGCUUACAUUGCCAUUACUUCACAUCCAAUGUGCGAAGUUUCUACGGCUAUGUUCAUUUCCUUGUGAUCUUAUUAAAGCAGAGCAUUUGUUUUAUAAAGCAGUUCUCCUAGAAGAGAGUAGAGGGGUAGCAUGGAGUCGAUUCAUGUGGGAAGGAUAUGUUGGUGCGCUUGACUGUACUAAAAAAUCUAAUAAUCAACUCGAAGAAAAUAAACUCAUUGAAGAAGUAAAACAAAAGCUGACAGGCACAAAUCGGAAAGACUUAAUAGAAAAACUUACAGAGACAAGGAUGUUCUGAGCUAAAACACAACGUACAGGCUAUUUCUCGAAUCGUGUCUUUCACCGGGAAAAGAUCUUCAAUUACGCACUCCCUUUAUGACAUUAUUUACCAGAUAGAACGCGGGCCUGUCUCCCUGCACCUAUUAAAUUUUCAAGCAUUUUCAGAAUCGUCAUUCUGCAGUAUAGUCUAGAAUUAAUUUAUGUUCCGUAGGUACGUAAACUCUAUGUCCUGUACGACUAAAAGGAUGGUGACGAACUUGUAAUAUUUUUAUUUCUCGAUUAUUUCGUGCAGUAUAGCAUCAAACGUUUUCACCCAUUCGGUCAACAUGUGUUGAAAGUGACGAUGCCUACAUUUUUGUCACAUGGUGAUGAAAGUCCAAUGACAGAUAUAACUUACUACCGUAUCUCGGAACUGGUGUAUUGGUUGUUCUUUCUGGUUACUGUGUACGAUUGACAAUGUGUAUAUAAGUCUGACAAUUACACAAAAUAUAAAUAUAUAACUUCAAUAGUCGUAGUGUUACCUUGUCACGGAAGGCGAAUCUAGAGAUAGACAUAAGACAUGUGUUUUAAGCGUGUGAAGAUGUUAUAUUAUUAUUUUAUACACGAUGUUUUUUUUUGUCAGCAAUCUAAUACAUUUAUAAUAGCGAUGUUAACCUGUCAAAUGUUUUCCCCGUAAUUAAAAUAUAGUAAAACGU
This is a messenger RNA of Mytilus californianus (California mussel), 4217 nucleotides long. RefSeq lists its product as uncharacterized. NCBI's taxonomy places the organism in Eukaryota, Metazoa, Mollusca, Bivalvia, Mytilida, Mytilidae. The coding region runs from base 158 to 3541 and encodes 1127 amino acids. The record is from RefSeq and is a predicted model, not a curated record. The transcript is spliced from 11 exons.